Molecule: messenger RNA, 1268 nt
Organism: Frieseomelitta varia
Lineage: Eukaryota; Metazoa; Arthropoda; Insecta; Hymenoptera; Apidae
Exons: 5
Coding region: 77-1210 (377 amino acids)
Biological process (GO): nucleolar large rRNA transcription by RNA polymerase I; RNA polymerase I preinitiation complex assembly; transcription elongation by RNA polymerase I
Cellular component (GO): RNA polymerase I complex
Molecular function (GO): DNA binding
Source: RefSeq, a predicted model, not a curated record
AGUGUUUCAAAAUUCAGAUGUACACAAAUCUGGAUAUAUUGGAAAUAUAAAAGCAAAAGUUAAAUAACAAUCGAGGAUGAAAAUGAUAAAGGGGAUUAUCGAAGAUGUGAUUGUGGAGCCAUCCAAAGUUCAACCAAUUAUCGUUAAUUUUCAAAACGGUGAGUUAAAAGAUGAUGAGGCUAAAAACAUGUCCUGCGGACUAUUCUAUGAUCAAAACAAGAAGAAGACAGUGCUGGCUUUAUCGAAUGGAGAGAUUGUUUAUAGAGGUUAUAAACCAGACACUAGCGAAGACCCUAUGUGUACUAUGCUUGUUCUUCAUAAUAAAAGAACAGGAAAAGUGAGAUUGGUUCAGAUUGAACGUUGGCAAGUAGCGCCGGUUUUAGAAAAGUCAGCAAUAAAAGACAUUAACAGUACAGUAGAUGAUAAGGUUGUUACAUUGAACAAAGAGUUUGGUUCAAAGAAGAUAAAAAGAAGGAUAGAGCAAUAUGAAAAGCUAAAGGUAAAUGUAGAGUCUGUUAAAGAGCAUCUUGAACAAACUGUAUCUAAUGUUGAAUUCGAUAGGAUGGAAUUGUCAGCACAAUUGCCAGAUGAUGGAUGUAAUCUUACUUUGCCAUACUGUAAGAGAGAUGCAACUGAUGUAAAUGAUGUGUAUAAUAUGUAUGAUAUUGUACCAAAAAGUAAAUUGGAAACUUUAUAUGACAAUGCAGCAGAAAUUUUAAAUGACAGUUCAAGUAGAGAAGCAAAUUCAAAAUUCUUUACCCAAAUAUUAAGGAAUUUAAAAUCUGAUCCAAACAGUAUUGACAAAACUGCAUUGUUAAUUUAUAUUCAAGCAGUUGCAACAUGGUUAAGCAUGCCGAUUAAGGAUGCUAAAAAACGUGGUAUUGGAGUUUGUUUAGCUUCUCAAGAAAUUAAUUCAUAUAUAAUAGACACGUACAGUGUUCAAAGUAAUCAUGGAAGGACAAGACCAACCACUAUAAAAGAUAAAGGAGUGAUACAUUGUAUGAUUUUAGCACUAAUGAUUUGUAACUUUACAUUAGACUUGGAAUUAUUUGCGACAUUAUUUACUCAUCGGACAGGUUUAAAAAAAUUAACAGAUCUUGCUAGAUUUAUUGGUGCUUUACCUAACAAAGAAGACAAGAAACUUAUCACUUUGAAAGUUCCAUUACCAAAACCAAUGUUUCUUCUAAAAAAGAGAAGAAGCAAAUCGUAACAAGAUGGGUACAAAUUUUCUGUAAAAUUGUUUCAUAAAUAAAUUAUAUUUAAUAUCU